This is a messenger RNA of Alosa alosa (allis shad), 2948 nucleotides long. RefSeq lists its product as uncharacterized. Lineage: Eukaryota; Metazoa; Chordata; Actinopteri; Clupeiformes; Clupeidae. The record is from RefSeq and is a predicted model, not a curated record. Gene Ontology annotation, molecular function: DNA-binding transcription factor activity. Gene Ontology annotation, cellular component: nucleus.
GCCAAAUAUUCAUCAUCAUCAUGGCUGCAUUUCCAGUAUUGGCGCAGGACCAGACUGGACAGACAAAUUUAAAAUCCCAUGGAGCUCCUUUCCUGAGGCGUUAGUGCAGUGCCUGGAGAGGGGCCAAAGACCAAGGCCAGCUUUAAGAAGAGAAAUGGUGCGGAUUGUGGUGAGGCAAAUGCUGAAAGACUGCUUUGAUUAGUAAAAGAAAUGCCAUAGAUGUAGCCCAAAAGAUAGUGGCACGAUACCCCAAAUCCUUACAGGAUGUCAUUGAGAGAGAUGUCAUCAGUGCUGGAUACCAUUCCCUCGCCAAACAAAUUCAAAAUCACAUUGAAAACACAAGAUCAAAGACCAAAGAUCAAAAACACCAAAAAUUACAAAAAGAAAAUCCACACGGACUCUAACACAGAGAUGGCACAGACAAAAAGAGCUGCAAUUCAAGAUACGUAUGGAUGUAUAAAAUGGGAAGUGAAGUUCUUAAACAACACAGAGCCAACAAGACAAAAAAGAAAAGCUGAAAAAUCUGUUUCUGCAACAAACUGAGGACCUGGAAAUGGUGAGCUCAAUCAUGAAAGCGUCAUAUUUCACUCAACGAAAAGGAGUAAAGGAAGGCCAAGCAAUUAAAGAAAUGAGAGAAGACUGGCCAUGGUGGUUUAUGGAAAUUGGAAUGACCAUCCACUUCCAGGAAGUGACAGGAAUACGCCUGAAAGAAGAUUUUCUGAAGAAUGUCGACCAGAAGGGGAAAAGGCUCCUAAACAAUUUGAAAACAAUAGCCGCCAACAAGAACAGAAAGCUGUGCCAAGUCACGGCCAAGCUUGAAUUCAUCAGGGGAGAACACACAGGGUCAUCUGCAGAUGUCAUCAAGAUGGUCAUGCUUCUCUUGGCCUAUUUUGAGGAGAAGGAGGAGGUCAUGUUUUGCUACGUAGAUGAAACCUGUCUGGCCGAAGAAGUGGAAUUCGCAGAAGUUGCCUUAACUCCCACAAUAGUUGUAUGUGGACGGUCCUGUUUUUCUGCCAGAAGAAUGAUGCUUAGUAUUGACCAAGUCAUUGUAAAUGACCAAAUGACGACUUUCAUCCAGUCAUUAUGCAUGAUGUUUGGAAGUUAUUACUCCUAUAACAUCCAUUACCCAUCACAGCUCGCAUCCACCCUGGAGUUUCUUCAGAGGUGCUUCUUCUCCAUUAACCCUGAGAAGGGAACAAAAGUGGAGAAGACCAGUACAGCCCUCAUGCAGGUCAACCCUUGCGUAUUCACUCUGAUCCAAGGCCUGUCAGGCUACGAGUGGCGGGACGUUUAACAAUGGGCUCUGUAGUUUUCGACCUUCGAUUAUCCUCUUUCUGAAUAUGAGAAAGAUCUAAUUCUUCUGGGGAAGAUCAGCUGUCACUUCCGGAAUGAUAAAUUCACUUGUUCGACGAAGAAAAUCCAACGAGAGCGCCAACAUCAAAGGUUGGAAUAUUACUUGGAUGGAAAAAUAAUUUGCCGUGAAACAUUCAAGUUCCUACAUUGCAUCAGCCACAAUAAACUGACAGCUCUACUGAAACACUACUAGGAACACGGCUUGACCCCACGAGUUAAAAAGUCGCCAGAGAAGAGAUCAGAGACUGCUCACACAUGACGACAACUGCCGUGUUGUUUUGUUCAUCGUGAACUUCGCAGAGCUUCACGCGUUGGUUCUCCCUGGUUGCAUUCCCGGGUAUAAACGUUUCGAUGUGAAGUUGCUGCCAUCUCAACACACCAAGGCGACAGUUUUCCGUGCUUAUGAAAGCGCAAUUAAGGCAAGUUUCAAAUUGAAGAUGGCAGACAGAGCAAAAAGAACUAAAAUAAAUAAGGAGCUUCGUGAAAAAUUAAAGCAAUUUUUCAAUGAGGGGAUGACCCAAGUCGGUUCACCCCUCAUAAAAGAGGCUGCUAUAGCUACAGGCCUGGAAAUCUGCGUCAUUGAAAACUGGAUUGGAAACCAUAAAAGGGUUGUUGCUCCCUCACAACCCCGACCUGCAAAGAGAAAAUGGCACGUCCGAGAACUCUCUGCAUAUAAUCUCUUUUGCCGGGACCUGUUUAAAAACUCAGGCACAAUGAGCGAUAUUAAGAGCCAGUGGUCCUCUAUAGGGAGAGAGGCAAAAGAGAGAUAUGGUAAGGAAGCAGCAGCACUCCGGGCGCUGGAGGCAGAGCUCAGUGCUGAAAUGAGGGAGGACAAAAUCAAGUGGCACCUUAAGCUGCUAAAAUUAGAGGUGGCCAAGCUGGAGGCUAUGGGGGUGGAGACUGCCAUGGUCUCCAUAGACAAAUUGAGCUGUGGGACACUGGAGGUGUUUGAGGUGUCCAGCAAAGAGCCCGCAGUGUUCUUGGACACGUCAGACACCUCGAGCAAAUUUGCUAUGUAUUUCAAAGCUGGCUUCUCACGUCCUGUGUCAUCGAAGGAAGACCUCAGUGUUCUGCACAAAAAAGUGCAAGAACUGCUCAAUACAAAAUACAAGGAGGCUGGAGGUGCUGGGAGGGUCCCCUACAAGUCCCUGCAGGGAGGCCAGUACUUAGUUGUUGCUGGGCCACCAGAUGGUCUCCAGUUAAAAAAGCCAAUGUUUUAUGGCAGAAAUCAGCUGGAGGCCAUCUUAAAAUGCCACAAUGAGAUUUCUUUUCACAUUAGUGCACAGCAGAUGGAGGAAGUUGUCAUAACUACUGCAGAUGAAGCUGCACAGCAGAUGGUGGAAGCUGCCAUAAGUACUGCAGAUGAAGACAUAACUUUAAAGAACAUGGACACAGAAGCAGACACAGCAGAUGGGACUGGGACCAAGACAGCUGUACAGCUUUUGGAGGCCAUCUAAAUGAUCCCGGAUCUACAUCUCCUCCCCACCCAUCGAAGGGUAGAGAGGCAAGACAUUGAAGAACUCCUUUGGCAGAAACAAUUUUGGUGCAUUUGAAUUUGAAAUUGAAUUAUCAAAUAAAGAUUUUUCUUAAAUGUA